CCUGCUCCGCUAGUGCCUGCGCCACCUUAAAUGAGCACCGCGGCUGGAGUCGGGCUGCGGGCGGCCGCGGCCGCGGGAGUCGGCAAAAGUUUGUGGCUCAGUUACACCUUCGCGGGACCUGCUGUGGACGCCCCCGCGCGGCCUCCUCCGGGACGAGGAGACCCGGUCCUCAUCGCACGCUCCGCCCGCACUCGAAGCCUCGUGCCGGAGCCGCCUGGGUCCCAGGAGUCCCCGACCCGCAGCUGGAGGACAGGCAGCCCCACCGCCCUCACAGCCUCCGCGUCGCGGCCUCCAGGCGGCCCGGGCUGAGCUGCUCGAGAUGUCGCCGGCGCCGCGAGCGCUCCAGGGACGUCAUCCAGGGAUGCCCCCCGCCCUGCGCCCCCCACGCAGCCCCCUCUCCUGUCCCACCCGCAGCCCGGCGGGCCGUGCCGGUACUCCUGCCACUCAGGACACCCGGGCUAUUGUUCUGGAGCCACGGCCGCGCCGGCUCUGAGGGAGAAGCGGCCUUCGCCGCGCGUCCUGCGGCGCGGCGGGCCCGGACGGCCGGCUCCGCGCGAAGGGGGAGCUCAAAGGCAUCGGGAAAAGUUGCUCGGAGGGGCGGAGGCGGUGGGUGGUGGGCGGAGGCGGUGGGUGGGGGAGGCGAUAGCCCUCCUAUCUCCAAAGUCGAAAGUACUCCGCGCAGUUAGCAGCACCCGGAGCCGAGGCAUCCGCGGUCGCCGACUGCGCGUCGGUCUGCGCCUCCGCCGGGAAACGAGGCAACCAGCGCCUGCCUUGUCGCCGCCGCCUCCGCGCCGGGACGAGUGCGCCUCGGGGCUGGGCGAGGCGGCCGCGCCCAGGACCCGCCACGGGGAGGAGGACCGGACCCGAGCCCCGGCGCCCGCCGGCACCCGGGCGCACCCACCCGCCGGCCUCGGCCACCGCCUCGCGCGGCACUCGCUGCUCUGCCAUCGGUUCUCUGCCGCCCGACGCGCGCGGUCCUCGCCACGGCGCUCUGCUACAGCCGACUCUCCCCUUCCUCCUCCGCCCUCCUCCCUGCCUCCCACCCGCCCCUCGCCAGUCCCUCUGCCUCCUCCUCAGCCCCGCCGCUGUUUGGGUCGCCGGGCUCACAGCGAUUGAUUGAUUGAUGUUUAAUUUCCUGCCAGGCGGGGCCCCCCUCCCCCCGCAACCUCCCCAGCCCUCCUCCCCGCCCCCCACUCUCCUCCUUCAUUGCGGUGGACCAGUCGGGCUUGGGUUUAGAUCUUUCCCCCCCAACCCCCAUCCCGAAAUAACCCAGAGACUUCCCCUACCCCCACCCCAAAUUAUUAUUUUGAAGGCGCUAGAUCUGGGGACGGAAAGGGGGAGGGGGAGAAAUCGGAAACCGAGGACAACCCAAAAGGACUCACUUUGCCUGAUGACUCAACGCAACUAAUAAUCAUCUCCCUCUCAGUGUAUCUCUCUCUGCGGCUUGUCAGUGAGUCCGGCUCCGGCUGCUGGCGGCGGCGGCCGAGAGGGGAGAGGCUGGAGGUGACAGCUUGGGCAGCCGCCGCGUUUCCUCCCGCGCGCGGUCUCGGGUCCCUGCGCCUUCUCGGCUCUCGGUGACACCGGCCCUAAGGCUCCGGCCGCGCCUCCUCGCGAACUAGCAGACCCGCGAAGCGGCAGCACCGGCCCGCCUCCGCCUCCUCCCAGUCCUCAGCCCUUUCUCUCCAGAACGGGUCUCCUUCCCGAAGGUGUGAAAAGGCUUUUUCAGUCUCCUGCUCUCUUUUCCCCUCCUCCGCCGUCUCCUCCCCCGCUCGCUCGGGUGCCCCUUUGGAGGAACCCUCCUUUCCCUCUCCUCCUCCUCCUCCCCCUACCCCCCCCCCCCAUCAUCAUCAUCAUAACAACCAUCUCUGCACUAGAAGACAUCCUGACCCAGGACCUUCAACGUUAGGACCUGGGAAAGAGGAAAAGGGGAAGGAGUAAAGAGGCAAGAAGACUAGGAGAACACCGCAAGGCAAAGCACCAGAAACUUUCCACCCUGGAUUCUCUACUUUUGCUCCAUGGACAGAGCCUCAGCCAGCCAAGUUACAGACAGACCGUGAGCAGUCCCUGCGCGUUUUAUUGCGACCUGCCGGUGGGAACUUUGUCUCCGAGUCGGAGCAGCAUGGAGCGGCGGAGCGAGAGCCCGUGUCUGCGGGACAGCCCCGACCGGCGGAGCGGCAGCCCCGACGUCAAGGGGCCUCCCCCGGUGAAGGUGGCCCGGCUGGAGCAGAACGGCAGCCCCAUGGGAGCCCGCGGGAGGCCCAACGGCGCCGUGGCCAAGGCCGUGGGAGGUUUGAUGAUUCCUGUCUUUUGUGUGGUGGAGCAGUUGGAUGGCUCUCUUGAAUAUGACAACAGAGAAGAACACGCGGAGUUCGUCCUGGUUCGAAAAGAUGUGCUUUUUAGCCAGCUGGUGGAGACCGCGCUCCUGGCCCUGGGGUACUCCCACAGCUCUGCAGCUCAGGCACAAGGAAUCAUCAAGCUGGGCAGGUGGAACCCUCUCCCCCUCAGCUAUGUGACAGACGCGCCCGACGCCACCGUGGCCGACAUGCUGCAGGACGUCUACCAUGUUGUGACACUGAAAAUCCAGUUACAAAGUUGUUCGAAGCUGGAAGACUUGCCUGCGGAGCAGUGGAACCACGCCACAGUCCGCAAUGCCUUAAAGGAACUGCUCAAAGAGAUGAACCAGAGCACAUUAGCCAAAGAAUGCCCUCUCUCCCAGAGUAUGAUUUCAUCCAUUGUAAAUAGCACAUAUUAUGCCAACGUGUCAGCAACCAAGUGCCAGGAGUUUGGGAGAUGGUAUAAGAAGUACAAGAAGAUUAAAGUUGAAAGAGUGGAACGAGAAAACCUUUCAGACUAUUGUGUUCUGGGCCAGCGUCCAAUGCAUUUACCAAAUAUGAACCAGCUGGCAUCCUUGGGGAAAACCAACGAACAGUCUCCUCAUAGCCAAAUCCACCACAGUACUCCAAUCCGAAACCAAGUGCCCGCAUUACAGCCCAUCAUGAGCCCUGGCCUUCUUUCUCCCCAGCUCAGUCCACAACUUGUUAGGCAACAAAUAGCCAUGGCCCAUCUGAUAAACCAACAGAUUGCUGUUAGCCGGCUCCUGGCUCACCAGCAUCCUCAAGCCAUCAACCAGCAGUUCCUGAACCAUCCGCCCAUUCCCAGAGCAGUUAAGCCAGAGCCAACCAACUCUUCCGUAGAAGUGUCUCCAGAUAUCUACCAGCAAGUCAGAGAUGAGCUGAAGAGGGCAAGUGUGUCCCAAGCUGUCUUUGCAAGAGUGGCAUUCAACCGCACACAGGGAUUGUUGUCUGAGAUUUUGCGUAAGGAAGAAGACCCUCGGACAGCCUCUCAGUCUCUCUUAGUAAACUUGAGGGCCAUGCAGAAUUUCCUCAAUCUGCCGGAAGUGGAGCGGGAUCGCAUAUACCAGGACGAGAGAGAGCGGAGCAUGAACCCCAAUGUGAGCAUGGUCUCGUCAGCCUCUAGCAGUCCCAGCUCCUCCCGAACCCCUCAGGCCAAAACCUCGACACCGACAACAGACCUCCCCAUUAAGGUGGACGGCGCCAACGUCAACAUCACAGCCGCCAUUUAUGACGAGAUCCAACAGGAGAUGAAAAGGGCCAAGGUGUCUCAAGCCCUGUUUGCCAAAGUGGCCGCAAAUAAAAGUCAGGGCUGGUUGUGUGAACUGCUCCGCUGGAAGGAGAACCCCAGCCCAGAGAACCGCACGCUCUGGGAGAACCUCUGUACCAUCCGCCGCUUCCUGAACCUUCCCCAGCACGAGAGGGAUGUGAUCUAUGAGGAAGAGUCGAGACAUCACCACAGUGAGCGCAUGCAGCACGUGGUCCAGCUCCCCCCUGAGCCAGUGCAGGUCCUGCACCGACAGCAGUCUCAGCCGGCCAAGGAGAGCUCCCCGCCCAGAGAAGAAGCUCCUCCCCCACCUCCUCCCACGGAAGACAGUUGUGCCAAAAAGCCCCGUUCUCGCACAAAGAUCUCCUUGGAAGCCCUGGGGAUCCUCCAAAGCUUUAUCCAUGAUGUGGGCCUGUACCCUGAUCAGGAAGCCAUCCACACGCUUUCUGCACAGCUGGAUCUCCCCAAGCACACCAUCAUCAAGUUCUUCCAGAACCAGCGGUAUCACGUGAAGCAUCACGGGAAGCUCAAGGAGCACCUGGGCUCCGCGGUGGACGUGGCCGAGUAUAAGGACGAGGAGCUGCUGACGGAGUCCGAGGAGAACGACAGCGAGGAAGGCUCAGAGGAGAUGUACAAAGUGGAGGCCGAGGAGGAAAAUGCGGAAAAGAGCAAGGCCGCGCCUGCUGAAAUUGACCAGAGAUAAUGUGAACUCCUACCAGGCCAAGCAAUACGUCGGUCCAAGGAUUUUCUGUUUUAAUUUCUUUAAAAACAUUUUCUUCCUUUUUUUUUUUUUUCUUUCUUUCUUUCUUUCUUUCUUUUUUUUUUUUUUUUGCUUUAUUUUAUCUUAUUUUUGUCUUUUUUUUUUUUUUUUGGUCUGUUUUGUUUUUCUUACCUUUUUUGACAUUUCUUUUGUUGCACAGGAUACACCUAUAGACUGAAUAAGUUCAGUAUUUCCAAAUCAGACAUCGCCUUGGCAAAGACACUCAAGUGUUACACUUUUACAAUUGACUGGAUCAUAAUAAUUAUAAUCACAGGAGACUCUGCCUUCAUUAUCCUUGCACUUAGGGAAGAGACAUCAGGCAAGUUCCAGGAUGAAAAGAUCUACGAAAUAAAUGAAGGAAGCUACAAGUGUGUGUGUAUAUGUAUAUGUAUAUAUCUAUAUAUUUACAUAUAUAUAUUAAAUUGCAUGGGACAGAGAACUUUACAAUCCGAAAGAAUAGACUGUGAAAUGAGUUCUUAAAGAAGAGACUUGUUUAUGUAUUAAAAAAAAAAAAAAAAAAAAAAAAAAAAAA
Molecule: messenger RNA, 4910 nt
Organism: Mustela lutreola (European mink)
Lineage: Eukaryota; Metazoa; Chordata; Mammalia; Carnivora; Mustelidae
Gene: SATB2
Product: SATB homeobox 2
Exons: 11
Coding region: 2120-4321 (733 amino acids)
Biological process (GO): chromatin remodeling; regulation of transcription by RNA polymerase II
Molecular function (GO): DNA-binding transcription factor activity, RNA polymerase II-specific; RNA polymerase II cis-regulatory region sequence-specific DNA binding
Source: RefSeq, a predicted model, not a curated record